GACAGACAAACUAAAAAAGCUUGUCAAUCAAGUAACAUCUUUGCCAAAGGAGAUAAAUGACACAAAGGAAAAAAUCAACGAAGAUAAAAACCGCGAGAACAGAAAACCUUUAAGAAACGAAUCUCAAUUGGGAAAUGAAUUCCAAGCUGCGAAUAAAACGAUGCCCCUAAAAAACACAUCCGAGAAAUUAAAGAUAACAAACGAAAAUGCAACAUCGAACUUAAAAGUUGGAAUUUCUUUCUUAGGUAGGAAAAUUAAGUCGAAUCGUGAUCGUCUAAAGGAGAGGAAUCGGACUUUGCAAUCAUCCACUAAAAUCAAAGGCUCUCCACUACACAGGCGACAUCCACUACCUGAUAAAAUACAAUUUCCAAGUUCAAAUAAGUUGCCAAAACAGGGUUCAAACUCACAUUUACUUGGUCUCGCUAAAGGACACCAUAGCAGACAAGCAAAGGCGAAAUUUCAUCCCCGUAAAGAGCCUUUGGAAUCGAAUAGUCAUAAAUCACAAAAAUUCAAAACAGUGCAACAGAAAGCGAGUUCCUUUGGAUUAAAGUUGAGGAAAGAAGUUUCACCAUCGAAAACCACAGGAAGAGAACAGCAAAAGAAGCCCACGUUCAGGUAUUCACGCCUUGAUAUAAAAAAAAGAAUAUUCGAUUUUUUAAAGGCGCUAAAAGUGCUUGCUCGAGUAAAAGCGCUUGGAGAAGAAAAGGAAAAAACAAACCAGGUGAUGGACAAACUAAUAAGUACAAAGAAUGGCAACGCAGACGACAAGAGUGCGUCUUCAGGUACACAGAUUCAAUUAACGAGUAUUAAAAUGCCUAAAGAUAACAUGAAAACUUCGAAGCAACAGAGGCAACUAAAGAAUACUACUCGUUUAAAGAAUCUUUUGGAAGGUAACAGUAGAGAUGACAAUGAUAAAGCGCUCAAACUAACUGAAAAUGCAAAAAUUGGUAGCGGGAAGAAACCCCAAUUAAACGAAAAGGAACCGAGGAUAAAGAAAUUUUCUGGAGAAAAGAAACAGGAAUUAAAUGCAAAAGAAAAUUUUAAAGAGUCUGCUUCCGCAAAGGGAAGCGGAGGGGCAAAACAUCAAGAAUCAAAGCCUUCCAAUCCUCAGAAAAGUGGUCAGAGUCAAUCUCCCUCUGCAGGACAAAAGAAUCCUAAACCUACCCCACAAGGGAAUAAGUCACCUGCUCCACCAGCUACUCAAACUGCUCUUCCUAAUAAGAUGCAAAGUAAUGCAAAUCCUUCUCAGCUGAUGUCAUCUUCUACGUCAGCCUCAACUCCUAAUAAGGCGCAGACCAAUCAGAUGCAGCAGCCAAUGUCAACUUCAUAUAGUUACCAAAAUCUACCAAUGGGGUCGGCUUCAACAUCGAUGGGAUCUCCUCUCAAAAUAUCUAGCAAUCCACAAUCUGGAUACGGUAGCGCUCCGACAAAUAUUUUCUCGGGUACAGCCGGCACUACUGGGUAUAACCAGGGUUCUACGGGAUAUCAACCAGCAUCUACCGGGUAUAGUCAAGCUUCAACCGGAUAUCAGCCAGCAUAUACCAGUUAUACUCCUGGGUAUACCCAAGGGUCUACCGGGUAUAUCCAAGCAAGUACAGGGAAUAGCCAUGGGUCUACCAGGUAUAGCCAAGCAAGUACCGGGUAUAACCAAGCAAAUAUCGGGUAUACUGGGUAUAGCCAAGCAAGUACCGGGUAUGACCAAGCAAAUACCGGGUAUACUGGGAAUAGCCAAGCAAAUACCGGGUAUAGCCAGCCUGCCGGGUAUAGCUAUCAAGAUUCAAGUCCAUCCAGUCCCGGCAUAAGCUUUGAGUCCUCGGAUCCUGCUCACACAAUGUACAUUUACAACACUUACGAAAUUGUACCAUCCUCUAGUAACAAUGAUGCAUCUUCAAUGUCAAAUAUGGAAGAUGAUCCUAUGACAAUGGAUAAUGAUGACACUGGAAACAUUUCUCCGCAGUCAGGAUCCAUAGUUGAGGCGUCAAAUACAAAUCAAUCAGGAUAUGAGAAUUCAGAGCCUCAAGCUUCUACUCCCUCUCAUAAAGUGGAAACUGAGGAUGCCAAAUCUGACGGGCUGGGAUCUGAUUACGAAAAUAUGGUACGAAACAAGAACCAAGGAGGAACUCAGCAACCAUCAAGUAAAGCUCCUGAAACUGGUUCUCAGAAUGAAGACCAUGGAAAAGGAACGAGUGCUCUUACAGAAUCUGUCAGGCCACAAUCAAGUAACGAAGAUAUGGAAAGACCUGAGCAGCCAUCAAAUAAAGCGACAGAAACUGCCACUCAAAUUGAAGACAAUGGAAAAGGAACGAAUGCUCCCAGCGCAGCUACCAUCCAAGACAACCAAAGCAAGGUUGAUGCUCGUUUUUCUCGUCAAAACCCUUUCGACAUUAGAAGCCUGAUGCAGCUCAGUGAAGAAAACAUCGAAGAUGUUCUCAAAGCUCUGGACCAAAUGGCGAUACGAAAGGGCCUUAAAUUAACACCAUUGACUCCUGACGAUGCCGAUGAGUCGUCUCUUCUACACGACACCAAAAUAGUCCCUAGUGCACUUGCAAGUUAUAUAAAUAGUCCUAAAAGUGUGCAUGACCAAGGUAGUGUACCCGCUGACCAGUUACAAAUGGUAGAAAGACAGUCUCCAUACAAAUCUACUGAAAACUAUUACGCAAGAAAGGACCCAAAUUUGGAGGACGAUCUUUUUUAUCCAAAUGGUGACACUUAUAAUCUGCCUCAAGAUUACCGGAACUAUUUGGUUUCAAACCAAGAUCAAAAGCUGAAGGAUUACAAUGUUCAAGGCUUAUUCUCGAAAUAUCUCAAAUCUCAACCAACUGCUCGAGUACCUCAUAAUAUUCAAAAUAUCGAAGGGGAUUUGCAAGAGGCAGACUUGGCUGAAAAUAGCGAUGACCACAUAUUUUUUAUGGAUCCCAUGAAAUCAAAACAGUUGCCAGGAAAUAAGAUAAGUUAUCAGAAUCCCAGCAACUUUUUAAGCUUUGGGGAUAACAAUCCACCACAGGCAAACUUAAAGUGGUUUCCAAGCGGAGUUUUGAGUGACAACACGGACGGAAGUGACAACCCGAGCAAGGAAACAAGUCUCAAAUCGGGCUCCGGUUUCGUGAGCAAAAACACCGCGCCAAAACCUCAGUCACCUUUUAAAUCUAAACUACAUGCCAAGCAGAAUUUUUUCCUUGCUCCACAAAACACAAAGUCUAGUGACAGAUAUAAAGACUUGGAGCCGAUAGAGCUGAAGAAUCCUUACGGGACUGAGUAUUCAGGUACCGAUGAAGAUAAAACUGGGAAAGUGGCUUCUUUGAAUGGAAAUGGCGCCCAGAGUGAAGACAGGACUUAUCCGGAUGAAACAAUCUUUUCAAAGGAACAGGAAGAAAUCAAGAAUAAUUACAACAAUGGAAAAUGGAGUUCAUUGUUGAAAGUUAUUCCAAAUCUGCACAAAAUGGAAAAUGUGAAAACUAAGGCACAUGGUUUAGGGGCUACGAAGUCUUCGAGUAAUAUUGAGAGGUUCUUAAAGGAAGAACCAAAAGAUCAUUUCAAAGCGUUGAAUGCCCUGCAAUCAUCGUUUGAUAACCCACAAAGCAAAAAAAAUGGCGACUCGUACUUUUCCGCAGCUUCUCUACAGAAACUUCUAGAAGACACAGACGAAGGAAUUGAACAGAAAAUAGUGAGUCUUACUGGAAAGACGAGAGAAAAUGUAUGGGUCGUAAUGCCAACGAUUUCGUCCGCCAUGAAUUACGCUAUGGAAGUGAAUGAUAGGAUACAAGCUACUCCAAGGUCAUCUCCCACACAUGGACCAACAUACAAGCACUAUAAGGAAAGAUUAGGUUUCUAUGGCAACAUUGAUGUCGAUACCAAAACUAAAUGCGCAGCUAUUGGCAAAACAGNUUUUCAAGAUUCCAGUUGUCCACGUGGUUGGGUAUCUCACGUCGAGUUUUGUUACGGCUUUUUUGACUUCCCAAAAUCCCGUUGGAUGGCUUUCCCGCCAAAAUGUGCUACCCAUAAUGCAAUGCUUGCAAUGCCAAAGACCGAAGAAGAACUCGGGUUUAUCACGGCUCACCUUCGAGAUCGAGAGACUUUGGACACGCCAUAUCAUAUUGGGUUAAAAAGGAAGAAAGAUACGUGGAAUUGGGUGGACAGUAAUCCAUUCAAUAUGGUUUCAAACUUCAAUGACCUGGAUGUCGCGGCGAUUGGAGACUUGAAUUGCGGGAUGAUUGAGAAGGGUCAUAUCAAAGCAACCAAAUGCGAUAAAGCGAGGUCUUAUGUCUGCGAAAUAAAAAGAGGAAUGGAAGCGGUGCGUAUUCUAGCGUUUGGAGACAGUCUGACACGAGGUUACUAUGGAGGAGGAAAAGAGUACCAUCCCUACACAGAGAAACUCGAGUAUCUUCUCAACACAGACUCGCAUAAAUGCUUCGUGGUUGAUAACCAAGGUAAAGACAAGGAAAUGGCUGUCGAUAUGACGAGACGACUCGAUCAAUAUCUGCGAAAAGCCUCUACUUGGUACAAAUGGGUGAUCAUCUUAGCGGGUACUAAUGACAUUGUCCACGACACUCGACCUCCAACCGAGGCGAACUGGGACCGAGUGGUCCAUGACAUCAUCAUGGCUCACCAAACAGCACACAAACACGGCUUUAACAGCAUCGUUGUCACCAUCCCCGAGAUUGAUUGCGAGCACAGUAACAAGCCACAGUGCCAAAGAAUCCAUAUGGAAAGACUGUAUGUGAACCAGAGAUUGAGGCAUUACGCGAGAGAGACUGGUGCAGCUAUAUUGAGCGACUUGGCUGGGCUGUUGCCAAGGUCGUCCUUAGCAACCGAGAAACAGAUGUUUUACUGGGAAGAGGGUUUGCAUAUGAAACCACAAGGAUAUGAUAGGAUGGCAGAAAUUAUAUAUGAAGAUAUAUUACGAAACUUUUGAUGGACAUGAAACGUUCCUUGAUAUAAUGUCACACACUGGCCUAUUGUACGGAACUGUGACGACGACAUCACCGCUUGACCAAUCAGAAUGCUCCCACAAGACACCGUCACAUUUCUCACCAUUGCAAAGGAUAAAAAGUUGAUUAACUACUUAGUAUUGAAGUUUUUUUUAAACAUCUGACAUUCAGUGAACAGUUCAAAACACAUAUAUGUUCAGCAUGGUUUAAAUAAGAGUUAAAUUUAUCAAUGAAUUAUUUUCCAAUAAUGAGCUAAAAAGACAUGGCCACGUGACUUGCGUACAUGUGACGUAGUAAGAUUUGUAAUAAGCCUUUAUAGAUUAUAUUUUUUUGUUUUCAAAAAGUAACAUAUAACGACGUAGAUUUGCAUUAAAAAUUCUACAGAUUAGUUUUUAAAUACUUUAUUACCUUUAUUGUAUAACACAAUUCUACAGAUUUUAUUUUACUUAAUUAAAAUCAAGUUUGAUAUGAA
Messenger RNA from Actinia tenebrosa (Australian red waratah sea anemone), 5400 nucleotides. RefSeq lists its product as uncharacterized. The record is from RefSeq and is a predicted model, not a curated record. NCBI's taxonomy places the organism in Eukaryota, Metazoa, Cnidaria, Anthozoa, Actiniaria, Actiniidae. Gene Ontology annotation, molecular function: phosphatidylcholine lysophospholipase A1 activity.